UCUUUGGUUUGAUUUUCAGUACAAUUUUUCAGCGCGAUGGCUGUGCUAAUGUGAAAAUUAAUAUUGAAAUUACUGUUACGCUUUAAAGUAAAUUAAUAUAAAAUGUUAAGUUUAAUUUAUAAAGUAGUUAUUAGAUCAUGUGCAAAAUGACAGUAGUAAAUGGUGGCUUGAUUCUAUUUUUUGGUCCCUGAGAGAGAGUCAAGAACACGGCCGAAAAUGUCUGGCGGAGGGACAACCGGCGCGCUGCUGUACGCGGUGAGCGCGGCCGUGCUGGGUAUGCUGCAGUUUGGCUUCAACACCGGCGUCAUCAACGCGCCGCGCGCCUUCAUCGAGAACUUCAUCCGCGACCAGUACUCCGCCACCGCCAACACCGGCCUCAUCUUCAGCGUCAUCGUCAGCAUCUUCGCCGUCGGCGGCAUGAUCGGCUGCCCCCUCGCCAGUUGGCUCGCAGAAAAACUCGGCCGAAAGAAAGCUCUGUUCCUCAACGCCAUCCUCGGCGUCGUCGGUGCUAUACUAAUGGGCUUCAGCCAGUUGGCGGGAUCUGUUGAAAUGCUCAUCAUUGGGAGGUUCAUCAUAGGAGUAAACUGCGGCUUCGCAACUACCGCCUCGCCGACUUAUGUGUCUGAAGUAGCCCCUCUCAGGCUGAGAGGAGCCUUCGGUACGGUGAACCAGUUAGCUGUUGCCUUUGGAUUGGUUGGUGCUCAAAUACUCGGUAUUGAUGUGAUUCUAGGCAGCGACGCGGGCUGGCCGUGGCUACUGGGAUUAGCUAUUUUCCCAUCAGCUCUCCAGUGUCUCAUGUUACCAUUUGCGCCUGAAUCACCGCGAUUUUUGUUGCUAGCCGCCCACGACGAACAGAAAGCGAGGAUAGCUCUUACGAAAAUCAGAGGAACCACUGAAAUCAAUGAUGAGAUCAACGAUAUGCACGUAGAAGACCACGCUGCUAAGCAGGAGGAGAAAUUCACCAUUCCUGAUCUUUUCCGAAUUAGCCAUUUGAGGAAACCACUAUUUAUCGGAAUUGUUAUGCACUUGUCACAGCAACUGGGUGGAAUUAAUGCAGUUCUGUACUAUUCUCAAACAAUUUUCGUUAGCGCUGGUCUAAACGAAGAGCCGGCUAGGCUGGCGACGAUUGGCGUCGGAAGCAUGCUGUUCAUUAUGGCCUUAGUAUCCAUUCCUCUGAUCGAUCGAUUGGGAAGACGCACGCUGCAGCUGACGGGUCUUGGUGGUAUGACCGUGUUCUCUAUCCUGAUGACGAUAGCUUUGCUGUAUAAGGACAAUCCUACGAUGAGUGUUUUCGCUGUGAUCUUUACAUUCUUGUAUGUGGCGUUAUUCGGCGUGGGCCCGAGCUCUAUUCCUUGGAUGAUAUUGUCCGAGUUGUUCGGGCAGGGUGCCCGGAGCGCCGCGGUGAGUGUGGGCGCGCUAGUCAACUGGUUCGCAAACUUCGUAGUAGGCCUAACAUUCAUUCCGAUGAGUGACGCCAUGGGUGCCUAUGUGUUCUUGCCCUAUACGGCGCUUCUAAUAUUAUUCUUCGUUUUCACAUACUUCAAACUGCCCGAAACUAAGAACAAGACGAUUGAAGAAGUCACAGCUCUCUUCAAACAGUAGAGUAACCUCUCAAAUGCUAGACUUAAGCUACAUUCCUUAGGGUUAAGUUUCAUCGAUAUUGCAAUAAGUAUUUAGUCUUACUAAUUUUUACUACCCACUUUUUUCUUUUAACUCAGGUUAAAUAGAAAAUCUUCACAAUACUGUGCUGUUGUCAAAAGCGAGUAUUUUUAAAGAAAUCUCGUAAAACAUGAGAUCAAAUUUUCCUUUACCAGAUCAAACCGCUGGGCUAAUGGUCGUAAAAUAACCUUUUUUAAGAUAAGAUAAAAAAAAUAACUAGAAACUUUGGCGUGGUUAAUACUUAUUGGUCGCUGGAUCAUCAGUUUCGCAUAAAUUAGAAAGACUGAGCCAUCUUACAUUUACCAAAAUGUUUCUAAACCAAGUACUUACUAUGUAAUUUUAUAAAUAUGAGUAUUUUAGAUACGAAUUAAAUAAUAAUGUUUAGAAUUCAUCAAAAUAUUAUUAACAUCUAUCAUUUCUUAUAAAUUCAAUGGAUUUACCAUCCCCGUUUACAGAAGUAUUACAGAUUUUUUAUAAACUUACUAAGUAUUAUUGUAUCCUAUCCCAUUCUAGCGUGUCCAAAGGUUUGUGGACCAAAUUUUGUUUUACGGUUCUUUUAUUAAUGUCUGUAUGACUUAAAUCCGUUAUUCUUUUUAUAUUUUACGUGUGUUUUGACUUUUUUUUAUUUGUGAUUACAAACUCAGUUAGGUGCUCGAUUUUGUAUGAGUUUUGUUUUAUUCUAUAGUGCCUUAAUUUAUAAGUUAUUGUUUAACGAAUGUACAGACUAUAUUUUAUUUAUUGCCGAUCGCUUGCUGUUCUUACAAUGUAUUUAAACGUGUAUGAUAAAUCCGCAUUGUUAUGUAGUAGUAUUUAUUUAUUUAUUUAACUGUACGUAACUUCACCGUCCUAGUGUACUUUAGUGCCAACCUCUAGAUAAUAAUUACCAUAAAAUUAACGCACUAAAGUUGUCUAAAAGUUUUACACAUUGUUACAAUUGGUUAUUGAAUUCUUAAAAGCGUGUAAUGAGAUGUUGUUUCAUAUUCAUAUUUUGCUAUAUUGAGCCUUGACUCGACUCUGUUGACAAAGUCUGUACAAGUUGCUUCCAUAGGCGUGCAGUGUAGAGAUAUUAAGGCAGCUACCUGUCUCGUAAAUGAUGUCUUAUUGAUUUAAACCAGUCCAUCUAGAGACAAAGUGAUAUUGUGACAAAUUACGGGCUUCACAAAGCUAUGUUACGAAGAUGAAGAAUAGUUCGGAACAAAUUCAAACUGUCACAAACGGUAUUUUCCCUCGAGGGGCUUAAAAUCCUUAACCUGCUUUCCGAAAUAAUCUAAAAAUGUGUAGCCCGCCAAUGGAAGCUCCAUUAUAGCUAACAGUUCACUAUUCAUAAUUAUAUUAAAAUAGAGCGCCGCAAAAAUGUAAGAAGUACAAAUAGCAAUAAGAAUAAUUGUUUCGAUUUGUUUUUAUUUGUACUUUGUAUAAUAACAUGAGGUAAUUACAACAAUAAUGUUUCAUUUAACUAACUUAAUAACUAACUGCUUUUUACGUAGAUAUUUGUUUAUAUUCAGCAUUAGCAGCUCAAACUAAAAAAAGUUAAUGUAAGUUUUUUUUAAAUAUUUUUCAAUUUUGUUUGUCAUUUUAGAUUAAUUAGGAAGCAAUUUUAAUAUUUCACCUAGCACUUAAAUAGCAAAGACAUGUUACACUAAUUUAUUGUAAUUUUCAUCUAGAUGGCGCUACUGCAUUUCAAUUAUUUAACCGAUUAGCGUAAUUUUGCUAUCAUUAUGUCUGUAUUAAAGUUUAGAAAUGCUCAGAAAGGUUCUUUAAAUUGUUCUUAUUAUAUUGUUUAUUACAUACAAAACAAGGCUUUAAUAUUAUUUUUACUAAACAUCGUAUUUGGUUGAAAACUUGCACGUAGCGUCAACAAAGUGUAACAAAAUUUUAAGAUCCAAUUCUAUUUUGAAAAAAAUAUUAAUUAGGCCUCUAAACAAUGUAACGAUCGUUAUAGAUUCGAUUUCAUGAUAUUUUCGUACCAACAUGCAAUGAAGCGAUUCCAUUAACGGUUUUACAUUUUCUACAGGCAUUGUAACAUAAUUGGCGUCAAUAUUGAGCGUAAAUCUAAUAUUUUUACAAAUAUCUGGUAUACCUGCUAUAAUACGACGUUAUACUUACUAGGAUUUGUAAUCGUACAUUAUUUACAUUAUGGCAUUUAAGAUUGUAAUUUUAUUAUAGCUAUAUUAAAACACAAAAACAUGAAUAUUAAAAUUGUACCCUAUAUUAUAGACAACAAUCAAAAUAUUUAUGAAAAAAAAAACGAAUUUAAUUCGUCUGUUGAUAUUAAAUUACGAUUAAGAAAGUA
This is a messenger RNA of Ostrinia nubilalis (European corn borer), 3952 nucleotides long. RefSeq names its product glucose transporter type 1-like. Gene Ontology annotation, molecular function: hexose transmembrane transporter activity. The record is from RefSeq and is a predicted model, not a curated record. Gene Ontology annotation, biological process: monosaccharide transmembrane transport. Bases 217 to 1602 code for a protein of 461 amino acids. Gene Ontology annotation, cellular component: membrane. The transcript is spliced from 2 exons. Lineage: Eukaryota; Metazoa; Arthropoda; Insecta; Lepidoptera; Crambidae.